CUCCCCAUUUCAUCAAUCGAAGAGGCGCGUGUUUGUGCCCGUGUGCGCGCUCUGGUCGUCGGAGGCCAUUUUUGUACUACAAGCUAACGACAUGUCGCGGGUUUAUAUCGGCAGGUUGAGCUACAGGGCGAGAGAAAAGGACGUGGAGAGGUUCUUCAAGGGUUACGGGAAGAUACUCGAAGUCGAUCUGAAAAAUGGAUAUGGGUUUGUUGAAUUUGAUGACCCCCGGGAUGCAGAUGAUGCUGUGUAUGACCUGAAUGGGAAGGAGUUGUGUGGUGAAAGGGUUAUUGUGGAGCACACCAAGGGACCUCGUCGAGAUGGAGGCUAUGGUGGUGGUGGUGGUGGUGGUGGUGGAGGAGGAGGUGGUGGUGGAGGAGGGGGAGGUGGUGGUGGUGGUGGGCGCUGGGGAAGAGACCGAUUUGGUCCACCGAUACGGACUGAUUAUCGGCUCAUUGUUGAGAACCUUUCAAGCCGCUGCAGCUGGCAGGACCUGAAGGAUUACAUGAGGCAGGCAGGCGAGGUGACUUACGCCGACACCCACAAGGGGCGGAAGAAUGAGGGUGUCAUCGAGUUCAGGCUCUAUUCGGAUAUGAAACGGGCUCUGGAGAAACUGGACGGCACCGAGGUGAACGGCCGAAGGAUCCGACUCAUCGAGGACCGACCUGGUGUCAAGCGCAGUCGCCGCUCCUAUUCUCGCAGCCGUAGUCAUUCCAGGUCCCGUUCCAGAAGCCGCAGGUCUCGUAAAAGCCGUAGUCGCAGUGGAAGCAGCAAUCGCUCCCAGUCGAGAGCAGCUUCCCGCUCCCAUAGCCGCUCCCGCAGCAAAAAGACUAAGGGAAAGAGCAAAAAGGACGAAGAAGAGUGCAGUAACAGUGCUCAGAAGAACAAAGACCGCAGUCGGAGUCACAGCCCCAAGAGCAAGAAGAGCAAGAAAGAAGGGAAGAAGAGUAAGAAAGAGAGUUCCAGGUCCAGGUCUCGCUCCAGGUCUCGCUCCAGGUCAGGAAUUAAGGAGCGUUCUAAGAGCCGCGAGCAGCCUAAGAGUGAUGAGGAGGAAGAAGAAUGUGAGCCUGAGAAGGGUUCCCGCUCCCGCUCUGCUACACCCGAUGAAUUCAGAGCCAGAUCGAAGUCCAAGUCGAAGUCCAAAUCCCGUUCUCCCACUCCUGUCAAAGAGCAGUCUCGCUCCAGAUCUGCCUCCCGCUCUGAAUCUCGCUCUAAAUCCCGCUCUCCAUCUCGCUCUCGUUCCCGCUCCUAGUUAUGAAGCGGGAGCAUUUUUACGAACCCCUCCUCAAUGUGAUCCCCAUUGGCACCCCGACUACAAGGUUCCUGCUUCUUGUUUUUGAUAAAUAGCUGUAGAAUACAGGCACUCGUGCUUCCUGUCUUUCGUGCAUAUGCUUCUGCAUUCGACAUACUUUCAGUAGAUUGGUCUUUUAUGAAGUUCUUUGUAAAAUAACAGGGUGCGGUUUGUUUUCUAAGUUUAAAUGAUGCUGUGGUUUAUGUGGUGUUUUUUUUUUUUCUUCUUUCUUUCUUAGUAAAACAUACUCAUGUCAGGUGGGAAUGUGCUCUAAUGUCACCUCUUGUGAAAUCCUUGUACCAUUUUAUUUCAGAUUAAAAAUGCCUGAUCUGGA
Messenger RNA from Thalassophryne amazonica, 1622 nucleotides. RefSeq names its product serine and arginine rich splicing factor 4 (gene srsf4). The transcript has 6 exons. Bases 92 to 1249 code for a protein of 385 amino acids. The record is from RefSeq and is a predicted model, not a curated record. Gene Ontology annotation, molecular function: mRNA binding. NCBI's taxonomy places the organism in Eukaryota, Metazoa, Chordata, Actinopteri, Batrachoidiformes, Batrachoididae. Gene Ontology annotation, biological process: alternative mRNA splicing, via spliceosome; mRNA splice site recognition. Gene Ontology annotation, cellular component: nucleus; cytoplasm; ribonucleoprotein complex.